AUGGCUCAAAGGGGUCAAUACAGCGACGCCGUCUUGAACGAGCUGGAGAGCCAGAAUGACUCGCAGGUCGAGGGAAUCAUGGGUAAGGUCAAGAUAUUAAAGGAGAUGACGGUCGCGAUAGGCGAUGAGAUUCGAGACUCCUCUGCACUAGCAGAGAAGAUGAACGACACUUUUGAUCAGACGCGCCUGCGGUUGCGUGGCACAAUGAACAGGAUGCUUUUGAUGGCAGAACGAACUGGCGUGGGCUGGAAAGUGUGGCUUGGCUUCUUUGCCGCCGUCUGCUUCUUGUUCAUCUACGUCUGGUUGUUCUAG
Messenger RNA from Phaeoacremonium minimum UCRPA7, 312 nucleotides. Its product is annotated as putative snare domain-containing protein. Gene Ontology annotation, biological process: endoplasmic reticulum to Golgi vesicle-mediated transport. The transcript has 3 exons. Bases 1 to 312 code for a protein of 103 amino acids. NCBI's taxonomy places the organism in Eukaryota, Fungi, Ascomycota, Sordariomycetes, Togniniales, Togniniaceae. The record is from RefSeq and is a predicted model, not a curated record.